AGGGCCAGCAGGAUCCAGGCAGCGGCGGGGGACGGCUCCCGGACCCCUCCUCGGCGCAGCGGGCUCCGCUCAGGUGCUGAGAGGCGGCGGCCCCCGGCCCCACGAUGCCGUCCAGCGGGAGCCUGGACACCGGCAGCCCCGCGCCCAGCCGCGAGGCGCUCGACACGCACAAGGGGGAAGAGGAGCCCGAGGAGAACUCCAGCAAGGAGGAGAAGCAGGAGCCGGGCACGCCCAUGAGGAAAGCCGGGCGGCCCGGGCGGAAGCGCAAGCAUGCCCAGGCGGAGAGCAGUGACACCCCCAAGGACACGGCGGCCGUCCCCAAGUGCCCCCCGCCCUGCCCCGAGGCCAGCCCCGCCGAGCCGCUGCCCAACGGGAACGCGGAGGGCGACGCCGAGGAGGCCGGGGCCAGCCCCAAGGGCGGCCGGCCCGAGGAGGACGAGACGGAGAGCCUGGCGGAGGGGGAGACGGGCCGGGCGCUGGAGAACGGCCGCUGCACGCCCAAGGAGGGGCUGGACGCGCCGGCCGAGGAGGGCGAGCUGGCCCCGUCCGACCCCCAGAAGAAACGCGGCAGGAGGAAACUCCUGGAGGCCACGGAGAAAGGCAAGGACGAGAAGGAGGAAAACAACUUCGACACCCUGAAAAUGGAGGGCUCGCGCGGGCGGCUCCGCGGCGGGCUGGGCUGGGAGUCGAGCCUGCGGCAGCGGCCGAUGCAGCGGCACACCUUCCAGGCCGGGGACCCCUACUACAUCAGCAAGAGGAAGCGCGACGAGUGGCUGGCACGCUGGAAGAGGGAGAGUGACCGCAGCCCGGUGUCCGUACUGGGCCGAACCGGGCACUGUGACCGCAGCCCGGUGUCCAUCCUGCCGUGCCCGGCCGGUGCCGCCGGACCGCUGCCCCCCCCACCCCCGCCCAGUCCCCAACUGGUGGCACUGGGGACACUGGUGCCGGGGGCGGGGGCGGCUCCAGCCGUGCGGGGCGAGGCCCCCGGGGCGCCGCCGCCCCCGCCCCGUCCCGGCGCUCGGCACAAAGGCCGGGGGGCCGCGGCCCCGGGACAAAAGGCGGCGGGAGCGGCCCCGCGGCGUGCGGCGCAGCCCAGCCCGGAGCGGAGCACGGCCCGUGAGUACCGGGAGGGCCGGGCCGGCACCGGGGCACCGGCGGGACAGCGGGGCCGGGGCGAGGAGCACCGGCACGGGGACUGGGGCCACACCGGGAGGGCACCGGGCAAGCGGGACCGGGACCGGGCCGGAGCGCUCGGGGCCGUUCGGCCCCGUUCGGUUCCUUGCCGGGAGUCCACUCGGCUUCGUUCGGUUCUGUCGGAACCGUUCGGGUCCACGCGGGAGCGUUCGGACCCGUCCCGGAGGCCGCUCGGCUGCCUUCGUUCUUCUCGACUCCACUCGGUUCCGCUCG
Molecule: messenger RNA, 1407 nt
Organism: Serinus canaria (Common canary)
Lineage: Eukaryota; Metazoa; Chordata; Aves; Passeriformes; Fringillidae
Gene: DNMT3A
Product: DNA methyltransferase 3 alpha
Exons: 6
Source: RefSeq, a predicted model, not a curated record